GAAAAAGAAUGAUUCGAGUGAGCAUAUUCUGAAAACCCACCCUUCAACGUUUUGACUAUGUGGCAGAUAUGCAUAAAACAUAGGCAUUGAUGUCAUUUUUGUGUGGGCUUCCUGUCAUUGAGUGUGUUUAUUGUCUGGCCUGUGCUCGUUGGGCAUGGAAAAAAUGUCUGUACAGUGCAGGCUAUGAGAGUGAAAAUUGGGGGCUGGCUACUGCACAAGAAUUUGAGCCUGUUCCUCGGAUCUGUCGGCUAAUCUUAGCCGUCUACGAAGAUGAUAUUCGUAACCCUCAAUGGGCUCCCGAAGGAGGUUAUGGCAUUAAUCCUGAUUGGGUUAUCUUACGGAAGGACUACGGCGAUAACCAAGGCCGUGUUACACCAUACAUGAUAUACCUUGAUCAUGAUCAUGCUGAAAUCAUACUAGCUGUUAGUGGACUCAAUUUAGCAAAGGAAAGUGAUUAUGUUGUUUUGCUUGAUAAUAAGCUGGGACAGGCUGAAUUUCAUGGUGGUUAUGUUCAUAAUGGGUUAUUGAAGGCAGCUGGAUGGGUUUUUGACGCAGAAUAUGAGGUUCUUAGGAAGCUAGUGGCAGAAAAUCCAACUUAUAUGUUAAUAUUUACAGGGCAUUCUCUAGGGGCUGGGGUGGUGGCAUUGUUGACAAUGCUAGCAGUUCAUAAUCGAGACAAAUUGGGUAUACCGAGAAACAAGAUAAGAUGCUUUGCAAUAGCUUCUCCUCGGUGUAUGUCUCUCAACUUGGCUGUAAGAUAUGCAGAUGUGAUCAAUUCUGUUGUACUCCAGGAUGAUUUUUUACCUCGGACGACCGCUGCUUUGGAAGAUGUCUUCAAAUCACUUUUAUGUUGGCCCUGCUUAUUGUGUAUAAUGUGCUUAAAGGAUACCUGCACAUUGGAGGAGAAGAAGCUCAGAGAUCCAAGGCGUCUAUAUGCACCUGGUCGGCUCUAUCACAUUGUGGAGCGAAAACCAUUUAGAAUGGGAAGAUUUCCACCUGUUGUUAGGACAGCAGUACCUGUUGAUGGGAGGUUUGAGCAUUUAGUUCUUUCUUGCAAUGCAACUUCUGAUCAUGCCAUCAUUUGGAUAGAGAGAGAAUCCCGACGGGCACUCAGUGUAAGCAAUAAGAUUUUUUCAAUAAUAGCAGAGUUGUCUGCAACUUGUGCUUUAAUGAUAUUCCAAAACCUGGUUUAUAUUCAAUGA
Vigna umbellata (rice bean) is the source of this 1202-nucleotide messenger RNA. The record is from RefSeq and is a predicted model, not a curated record. Lineage: Eukaryota; Viridiplantae; Streptophyta; Magnoliopsida; Fabales; Fabaceae.